Molecule: messenger RNA, 646 nt
Organism: Prosopis cineraria
Lineage: Eukaryota; Viridiplantae; Streptophyta; Magnoliopsida; Fabales; Fabaceae
Product: BAG family molecular chaperone regulator 4-like
Exons: 3
Coding region: 154-645 (163 amino acids)
Biological process (GO): protein stabilization
Cellular component (GO): cytoplasm
Molecular function (GO): protein-folding chaperone binding; adenyl-nucleotide exchange factor activity
Source: RefSeq, a predicted model, not a curated record
UGCAGUGCGAUAUGACAACCUCGAAAACUCAAUCUACUACCUUGCUUGAUCGCUGUUGAAGCUUUGAGGAACCCCAAGUUUUAUGUUUUAUAGCUUCAAUUGAUUCCAAUCGUCGCCUCGCCGACGCUGCAGAACGACGAGAGUCAUUACGAUAUGAGUACCAGUGGGCGCAUCAUCAAGAUCACUAUCUAUCAUAAUUCCUCACCAUACGAGGUCUCUCUCCCUGCUGAAUCUACUUUCGGGGAUGUUAAGAGACUGCUUGCACACAAUAUGGGUUUAGAGCCUAAAGAGCAAAUACUCAUCUUCCGAGGAAAAGAAAAGCAGGAUAGAGAGCAUUUGCACUUGGAAGGUGUUAAGGACAAUUCAGAGUUAUUUCUUUUUGAGGACCCUGCUAGCAAAGGGAGGAAACUUGAGGAAACCAGGAAAGUGUUGGAUAUGUCAGGAGCUCUUGAAGCUGUUGCUGGAGUUAGAACGGUGGUGGAUCAGCUCUCUGAGAGGAUGGCUGCCAUAGAGGUAGCUGUGAAAUGGGGAACUGAUGUUGCAGAGAAUGAAUUUCUUACCUUGUCUGAGUUGCUUAUGAGGCAAUUGCUGAAACUGGAUUCUAUUCAGGCUGAAGGUGAAGCAAGGCUGCAGAGAAAAAGCUGAG